AUAAGACCACUUUAAUAGAACAAUAACAUAAAAUCCAACAUUAUCACCAAAUUAAACAAAACUAUGGAAACAGAGAAAUUCCCCUUAGCUCCACCCCACAACACCAUCCAAAACGAUCAUCACGAAGUGUCACAGGGGACCGAGGACGAGCUCCGCCGAAAAAUGCCGAGAAAACGGAUCAUACAAUGCAUAGCAUUCGCAGCCUUUGUCGUUUUACUAAUCGUUGUCGUUUUGGUGUUUACUGUUGUCGUUUUCCGAUUCAAAACACCAAAAUUCAGAAUUAGAGAAGCCUUGAUCAAAAGCUCAUCAAUCGCCAGCAGUUUCACUACCAAUAACACAGAAAAGUAUUCAGUUAACUUGUUAUUGGACGCUGAAUUCACCAUCAACAACAGAAACUAUGGCCGUUUUAAGUACGAGCCAGGCUCUGUUGUGUUUUCUUAUAGAGGUUUUGCUCUUGGCCGGGCCUUCAUUGAUGAUGGCCGGGUUAGGGGAAGGUCAUCCGAGAAAAUCAACGCCGUUGUGGUGCUGAACUCGGCUGGCUUGGAUGGUCGAGCCGAGUCACAGCUCGGAAGGGAUGUUGAAGCCGGAGUCUUGACGUUGACAAGCUACGCCGAGUUAGAAGGAAAGGUUCGAGUUUUAGGCAUUAAAAAGAAGAAGUCGCCUAAGCUGAGUUGCAGUAUGGAUUUUGUCAUCGCUCCUGGAAGUCAUUCGAUCCAAAAUUUCAAGUGUUUGUGAAAUGGUUUGGGAUCUUCAACUGAAGUGUUCAAUUAUUGUGUAUUAAUGUUGUUUGGUUAAAUUAAUUUAUAAAUGUUCAAUUAUAUAAUGGUAUGUAUAUAUUGUUUAUAAUGGAGGCCCCAUUGGUUGUGAAAUACUAUGAUAGUUCUGAUAUCUAAAGAAAAAUUAAUAUCAUCAAUUUUCUGAAGGAUAACAUAUUGUUAUUUGUAUAUUAAAUAUUAGGGUUUAUAUAAUUUAUGAAUAUUUUUAUUGAGUUU
This is a messenger RNA of Cannabis sativa, 992 nucleotides long. Its product is annotated as late embryogenesis abundant protein At1g64065-like. NCBI's taxonomy places the organism in Eukaryota, Viridiplantae, Streptophyta, Magnoliopsida, Rosales, Cannabaceae. The record is from RefSeq and is a predicted model, not a curated record. Bases 64 to 735 code for a protein of 223 amino acids. Gene Ontology annotation, cellular component: plasma membrane. The transcript has a single exon.